AGAUCAUGACCUGACCCGAAGGCAGACGCUUACCCAACUGAGCCACCCUGUGCCCCUUUUAAAAUAUUUCAUUUAUUUAGAGAGCAUGCACACAGGGUUGGGGGCGGACAGAGGAGGAGGGAGAGGGACAAGCAGACUUGUGCUGAGCACUGAGCCUGAUGUGAGCUCCAUCCCACGACCCUGAGAUCAUGACCCCAGCUAAAACCAAGAGUCAGAAGCUUGGCCGACUGAGCCACCCUGGUGCCCCCUGGGUACAUUUUUAUAAAGGUUGAUGUAGUAUACAGACACAGGCUAGGUGGGAUCAUACUUCAGAUAGAAAUCUGAAUCUUUUCUCUGUUAAUAUUGUGUCCCAUCAGCAUUUUUCCAUAUAGUUAAAAAUUAUUUUGUAAACAUUGUUAAUGGAUGUACCAUGAUUUAUUUAAUAAUUAUCCUCCCCCUGUAAUUAGACAUUUUUGUUCCAGCUUUUACUAUUGCAAAAUAUACUAAGCAUCUCUGAUGAUGCAUCUUUUUCCAUAACUGUUUGCUGCAUUACCUAGACACAGUUCUCUGAGUUGUACACACAAGAAAUGGCGAUCUCCUCUUGGUAUAAUGCUUUCUUGUUUCCAGAGUUCUUUCAUCUGUGUUAUUUCAUUUGAUGAGUAAGGGGAGUGAUGGUAUGAUUAAGGGCCAGGGUGAGGGUGAGGAGAGUGAGGAGAGCCAGUCCCAUAGGCAGUCAGAAAAGGAGGCGAGGGGCGCCUGUGUGGCUCAGUCGGUUAGGCGACUGCCUUCGGCUCAGGUCAUGAUCCUGGAGUCCCGGGAUCGAGUCCCGCAUCGGGCUCCCUGCUCGGCGGGGAGUCUGCUUCUCCCUCUGACCCUCCCCCCUUUCAUGUGCUCUCUCUCUCAGUCUCUCUCUCUCAAAUAAAUAAAUAAAUCUUUAAAAAAAAAAAAAAAGAAAAGGAGGCGACAGUGCGAUGAAGCCAUUAGGAGGGACUUCCUGGAGGCCUAAGCCCGAGCUCGGCCGGUGAAAGACAAGCAGGAUGUGCAGGGUGCCCCCCACAAGACAAGGCACACACACAAACCUGUAGAUUUGAGCAGCGAGUCAGUUGGGCAUGGAGAGAUCAGACUGACCACAGCCAAACCCUGUGUUUUUAGGGAAAUAGUGGUUAGACAGAUUAUGGACCACAGAGUUGAUAUUGGGCCCAUAAGCAGUGCAGAGCCAGCAGGUGUCUUUGAACUUGAGAUUAUCUUAAGGACAUGGUGUUUUAAGAUUAACUUGGGAUGGGAGGGGGCCAGGGAGAAGCUGGAAGUGGGUGAGGCCUGUGCUAAUAGAAUAGACAUGAGGUGAUUGCCUUGAACAUUUGAGGGGGCCCGUAGACAGCAGGGUCUCUGCACGUGUGGGGCUAGCCAACCUUGACGGGCGUGUGGUGGUGGCUGGAGGAGAGUCAGAAAUUUUGUUCCGGACGUCUCAUUUACCUAGCAGUUUGACCUGUGGAAUUGGCGAGACUGAGUUUUUGUGGGCAUGACAGGUUUUUAUUUUAAAAUUGAUCUGUAAGAUUUUAAUGAUUGAGGUGCACUUGAAUUUCCUAUCCUCCUUAAUGCUAAAUGCUGAGGCAGAAAUUGCUCUCCUGGGAAGCAGGCCUCAAGCUGGCGUGCCAGGCAGGUUGAGAUUCCUCCAGCCUUCACUCACUCAGAAUGCUCCUUCCUCCUUCCUCCUUCCUCAAGUGUGUCUCUAGGUCCCAGUGCCCACUCAGCCUCUCCACCUGGGGGAAAAAAUUAAGCAAGGCUCCCAGAUGCCUGUAGCUUAGGUUAUUGUCAGCCCAUGCUGGGGAGGUGGGGUGAGAGUUCUAUCCGAAGGGCACAGUUUAUGUGUCAGUACCCACAUCCACCGUCUGCCCCUACCCUGUUCCCUCUGGAACUCUGCCUCUGAAUUCUACCCCUCUUGCUAAGAACUUAACCCCUGCAUGACCUAAGCUUUGCCCACGAGCAACUUUGAACUGUUUGGGACUCUUCCUAGACUCACCUCUGUGCCUUAACUUUUGCCAUUCCCUCCACCUAGAAUACCUUCUCCUUUUUCUUGGGCUGUUUUUGCUCACCCCUUGAGACUUAGCCCAAGAAGCCUUUCCUGAUACCCACCAGGCUGAGCUAGGUGUCCCUCCAAGUGUUCCCAUUGUGUCUGCUGUGUUUCUGUGUCUGUUGCUGUGUGACCAUACUGGAUUGUAAUUUUCUGACUACUUGUCUCUUUCCCUUAGUAGACUAUGAGCUCCUCAAGGGGCUGGGUCUUCUUCCUCAGGGUACACCCAACACUCAGCACAGAGCCCAACUCCCAGCAGACCCAACCCAUGUUCAAAGAUUUCUGUAUUAUAAGACCCUGCAGUUCUGUUUGAUGAGACACUCCAAAGCAGAGACCUCACUCAUCCAUAAAGCCCCAGCUUGCCACCAGCCUUUAUUUUGAGGUGCUUUAUUGGGUGCAUAUAAGUUAUAUUCUUUCAUCUUAAAUGUUUUGUCUGAUAUGAAUAUUACACAUCUUUGGUUAGUAUGGGUCUGGCAUAUCUCUUUUCAUCCUUUAUUUUCAGUCUUUCUAUAUAAUUUUAUUUUGUCUCUUUUAGUAAGCAUCUACCUGGAUCUUUUAAAAUCCUAUCUGUCUAUCUUUUAACGGGUGGGCUUAAUCUAUUUGUGAUUAAUGCUGCAUUAAUACUUCGACUUACUUAUGCCACCUUCAUUUCUGUUUUCAUUUUAUACUUAGUGUCCUUUUCCUUUGCUACUUUUUUCCUUUUUUCCUUGCCUUUUGUUAGAGUGAUCAAGUUUUCUGUUUUUCUUUUUUUGCCCUUCUGGUUUUGAAACUCUGAAUUGUAUUUCUAUUCUUUUUUUUAAAACAUUUUAUUUAUUUUAUUUGAGAGAGAUAGCGUGCGAGUUCAUGAGUGAGCAGGGGGAGGGGCAGAGGGAGAGGAAAAGAAUCUCAAGCAGACUCUGCGCCAAGCACAGAGGCCCGGAAGCGGGGCUCGAUCCCACAACCCCUGAGAUCAUGACCUGAGCCAACACCAAGAGUUGGACACUCAUCCAGCCAAGCCACCCAGGCACCCCUGCAUUUCUAUUCUUAUGGGUGAGCGUGAGCCUGGGAGAUGGCAGUGAUGGAAAUGGCCUGCCCGGGCGCCCCUGGUUCGGCAGCCGGGCAGCAGAAGGAGCUCGCCAAAGCCAAGGAGAAGACACAGGCAAUGGGGAAGAAGCAAGGCCCCGUCAACAAGCUCGAGGCUGUGGAGAAGAGCCCCGUGUUCUGCGGGAAGUGGGACAUCCUGAACGACGUGAUCACCAAAGGCACUGCCAAGGAAGGCUCCGAGGGAGGACUGGCCGCCAUCUCCAUCAUUGCCCAGGCCGAAUGUGAGAACAGCCAAGAGUUCAGCCCCACCUUUUCAGAGCGGAUCUUCAUUGCUGGGUCCAAACACUACAGCCAGUCCGAGAGCCUUGAUCAGAUCCCCAACAAUGUGGCCCACGCAACGGAGGGCAAAAUGGCCCGUGUGUGUUGGAAAGGGAAGCGCCGCAGCAAAGCCCAGAAGAAGCGCAAGAAGAAGAGCUCGAAGUCCCUGACGCAGGCCGGAGUGGCCUUGGCCAAACCCCUCCCCAGGACCCCAGAGCAGGAGAGCUGCACAGUCCCCGUGCAGGAAGAUGAAUCUCCACUAGGCCCCGCGUAUGUUAGAAAUGCCCUCCAGUUCACCAAGCCUCCAAAGGAGCCAGGCCUUGGCCGACUGUGUUUUAAGAAACUCGAGGAGGACCUGCGGCCGGCCCUGCCUCGCUCAGAACUCCACAAACUGAUCAGCCCUUUGCAAUGUCUAAAUCAUGUGUGGAAACUCCACCACCCGCAGGCCCUCGGCCCCGUACCCCAGCCCGUGCACCCCUUCCCCUACAGCAGGCUGCCCCAUCCCUUCCCAUUCCAUCCUCUCCAGCCCUGGAAACCUCACCCCUUAGAGUCCUUCUUCCUAGACAAACUGACCGGUAUAGAGAGCCAGCAGCCCCUGGCUGGCCCUUACCUGGGCAAACUGGUCUGUGGGGACAGUCAGAAGCCGGUGCCUGGCCCCCACCUGGAGCCUGGCUGCCCAUCCCGUGGCCUGCGGGAGAAGUUUUCUGUGGAGGAGUACCUGGUGCACGCCCUGCAGGGCAGCGUGAGCUCCGGCCAGGCCCACAGCCUGGCCAGCCUGGCCAAGACCUGGUCGGCAGGGGGUUCGAAGCCCCGAAAGCCCAGCCCCGAGACUGAGGACAGCGAGGGGGUCCUGCUUACGGAGAAACUCAAGCCGGUGGAUUAUGAGUACCGAGAGGAGGUCCACUGGGCCGCGCGCCAGCCUUGCCUGGGCAGAGGCUCCUUUGGGGAGGUGCACAGGAUGGAGGACAAGCAGACUGGCUUCCAAUGUGCCGUCAAAAAGGUGCGCAUCGAAGUGUUUCGGGCAGAAGAGUUGAUGGCAUGUGCGGGAUUGACCUCACCCAGGAUCGUCCCUUUGUAUGGAGCUGUGAAGGAGGGUCCUUGGGUCAACAUCUUCAUGGAACUGCUGGAAGGUGGCUCACUGGGCCAGCUCAUAAAGCAGAAGGGCUGUCUGCCGGAGGACCGGGCCCUUUACUACCUAGGCCAGGCUCUGGAAGGACUGGAAUACCUCCACACCCGAAGGAUUCUGCACGGAGAUAUCAAAGCUGACAAUGUGCUCCUGUCCAGCGAUGGGAGCCGUGCGGCCCUCUGUGACUUCGGCCAUGCUGUGUGCCUUCAACCCGAUGGCCUGGGCAAGUCACUGGUCACGGGGGACUACAUCCCUGGCACAGAGACCCACAUGGCCCCAGAGGUGGUGAUGGGCAAGCCCUGUGAUGCCAAGGUGGACGUCUGGAGCAGCUGUUGCAUGAUGCUCCACAUGCUCAAUGGCUGCCACCCUUGGACCCAGUACUUCAGGGGGCCGCUCUGCCUCAAGAUCGCCAGCGAGCCUCCACCUGUGAGAGAGAUCCCACCCUCCUGUGCCCCGCUCACUGCCCAGGCCAUCCAGGAGGGGCUGAGGAAAGAGCCUGGCCGCCGUGCAUCUGCGGUGGAACUGGGGGGAAAGGUCAGCCUGGCGCUGCAGCAUGUGGGCGGUCUGCGGAGCCCCUGGAGGGGAGAGUACAAAGAGCCAAGACAGCCGCCACCACACCCGGCCCAGGCACCGGCCAGCCAGGGCCACUCUCACCAGACCCUGCCUGUCCAGCCGAGGGAGCUCUCUCCUGGGGCCCCAGGGCCCCAGCCAGCUGCGGACACAACAGGCGGGGUCCCUCAGCUCCAACCUCCACUACCCCCAGAGCCCCCAGAGCGAAACAAGUCUCCAAGCCUGAACUGGGGCAAAGAGGAGUGUGGGCCGUGGGAGCCAUUGCCUCUGUCCUCCCUGGACGCGGCCCCUGCCAAGAACCCUGGCUCGGCCGAGCGGAAGGCAACCGUCCCCGAGCAGGAGCUGCAGCAGCUGGAAAUAGAACUGUUUCUGAACAGCCUGUCCCAGCCCUUCUCGCUGGAGGAGCAGGAACAGAUUCUCUCCUGCCUCAGCAUCGACAGCCUCUCUCUGUCGGACGACAGUGAGAAGAACCCGUCAAAGGCGUCUCAGAGCUCGCGGGACACCCUGAGUUCCGGCGUGCAUUCGUGGGGCAGCCAGGCAGAGGCUCACAGCUCCAGCUGGGACGUGGUGCUGGCCCGGGGCCGGCCCGCCGACACGCCGAGCUAUUUCCACGGUGUGAAAAUCCAGAUACAGUCUCUCAAUGGCGAACACCUGCACAUCCGGGAGUUUCACCGGGUCAAGGUGGGGGACAUCGCAACUGGCAUCAGCAGCCAGAUCCCGGCCGCGGCCUUCAGCUUGGUGACCAAGGAUGGGCAGCCCGUGCGCUAUGACAUGGAGGUGCCGGACUCGGGCAUCGACCUGCAGUGCACCCUGGCCCCUGACGGCAGCUUUGCCUGGAGCUGGAGGGUCAAGCAUGGCCAGCUGGAGAACAGGCCCUGAGCCAGCCUUCCACCACUGACUCCACUCUGCCAGAGGCGGCCUGCCUUCUCGGGGCUCGGUGCCACCCCUGGCACCCAGGCUCAGCCUGCUCCCAGGGGUCUGCCACCCCCUGGCUCAGCGGUGCGACUAGGGGCAGGCAGAAUGCCUCCCAGGACGUCCCGUGUCCCGCCUGACCCCGCCGGGAGAGCACCCUGUGCCCACAUGAGGAGGAGGAGGCAGGCAGGAGGCCUCUUCCCGUCCACGGGGAACGAACGGAAAGGGUCUUCUCUGCCCUGGUCCCCGCGAGCUGGCCUGACCUGUUUGGAUCAGUAGCCCCUUGCUGGCCGGCAGGAGCGUAGCUUCCGGCCUGGGUCAGGGAGGGUGGGCGAGUCCCUCGACCUCUGAGCAGGUGGACGGGUGUCGAGUGUCUGAGGACCCACGCCCAGGUCCGGUACAGGAGCGGGGCAGCAGCUAUACCCACCCUUGGGUGAACGGGGAGCCCUCUGACCCCCUUGCGUGGCCAUCGAAGCCCCUUUUUGAUCUAGGAACUUUCCUGACAGAGUCAGGGAGGGAGCCACGCGUGACGCUGGGAAGUCUCCCUGGGAGUCCAGGGCACACCGUCAGGGCGUAGCAACACGGGUCUGGAGCUGGACUCAGCUUCCGCCAAGGACCACAGGUGUCUAAGGGAAAUGGUUCUCAGUCCCCAAGCACGUGUCCCUUUGCUGCUGGCCACCAAUCUUCCCCAGAGCAGCAGGCCCCGAGCCGCGGCUGCAGACCCAGAAUGGCCCAUGACUGCCUGGCCGUCAGCCCCCCCCCCCCCCCGCCGUCUGUGGAAGGGAAGGGUGGCGGGAGCUGGCCCGACCGGAGCAGUCUGUGGCUGGGCUGUGAUCCGGGUGCAAGAAAGCAGCGGGUGCAGGCGCUCCUGUCUCCCCCGGCCGCAACUUUAGGCAUCGGGCACACCAGCUUCCUGAGACACAGCCCAGGCCUCACACUCUCACUGGCCCUGCCCUGCCCCUCGCCUCAGGGGGCACUGCCAACCGCACUUUGCACUCUGAUGACCUCAAAGCACUUUCAUGGCUGCCCUCCGGGAGGGCAGGUCAGUGGUCCUGCAUGCGCAUAAGCAGGCCAGGAGAUGGGGUGUGAAGGCAUUCAAGUCUUGACCUGUCUCCACGCGCAUGACCCCUCAAACCUCCGCAUUUCUUUAAGAUGAGCCCCCUCCCACCAUACCCCAUUGCCCCUUCUUCUUCGAUGGGGGGGCUGAUCAGGGCCCAUGUAGCAUUAAUCAACUGUGAAUCCUUGUGUGGGGGCCUGCUAGCCUCCUCUCGGAGAUGAGGGGUGUCCCCCUGAGAGUCCUCCUCGGGAGGAGCUAAUCCCGGUGUCUUGCCAAGGUGGCCUCUGUCCAGCUAUCCACAUCGAGCCAUUCUGCUCCCCAGGGAGAGACACACACACACACACCCCAACCCCCAGCACGUGAAGAGGUUCAGCCUUGUACUGCAGAGUUCGGGUGGUACUCUUUGUAAGCAAUAAAGUGUGGGGUGAUGACAAAUGUGUUAGGCCAUGGCUGUCCCCACUCUCGCCUGCCUGCUUACAGAACCUCAGAUCCUAACAGCUGCCUCCCUUUGCCUUCUUGGUGGGGUUUUCUCACAGCUGCCAUUGAUUUUGGGCAAGGACUGUUUCCACCCCUUGAGUGAGGUCACUUUUCCCACCAGCCCUCCCAGUGGGCGCUUCCAGUCCUACUUUUGGCCUAUCCGUUCAGACCAGUUAAGCAAGAUGCCCCACCCGGUGGCCAUAGGGAAGUCCCUGGCCAAACACUGCAGGCUGAGGAGGAGAAGUCAAUAUGCCCCAGGCAGUGGCCUGACGUGGAGAGGUGGGGGCGCACCAGGAGCCCCGAACAAAGACUGCCCCACCCUCUCCUGUCCCUGAGGCCUGGCUUCCAGGGAACAGAACUGGGAGCAGGACUGAGUGAGCAGAGACGACUUUGCAGGAGUGGGUUCCUGGGCCUUUCCAGGACAGGGACCCACCUGAGAAUGGAUGCCACAGACACACAAGGGGCGGGGGCCUUGUCCCAUCUGGCUCCACACCCCCUGAAGCCUUGCUCAAGUAGCUAUGUGUGUGUGCACGGGCACACAUGCAGACUUCGGGGUACAGGCCGCAGGUUCAGCAGCUUCCUGGAGGGGUCCUGCACCCCAGAAAGGGGCAGGUGCAAAGGCCAUCUAAGCUUACCGGAGGUGGCUCCCUCUGGGCCUGCGGGGAAGAGUGCUCAGGGUGGCGCAGUCUCCGGAGGACACCCCCCAGCAGCCGCCCCGCCCACGCGCCGUGAAUCCUGAGCGUUUUUCCGCCUCCAUCCGUGGGGUCCGGGCAGGGACGUCACAGACGCGGCGACAUCACAGGCGCAGUCGCCCCCAGCGUCUCCAGCGCCCCCCACAGCCCCCAGCCAAAGAGCGCACUGGAGGCGGAGGGGCAGCAGCGACCAGCCCGCUCCCCGCCUCCCCGACAGAGCCUCGGUCAGCAUGGGGG
Molecule: messenger RNA, 8462 nt
Organism: Mirounga angustirostris (Northern elephant seal)
Lineage: Eukaryota; Metazoa; Chordata; Mammalia; Carnivora; Phocidae
Gene: MAP3K14
Product: mitogen-activated protein kinase kinase kinase 14
Exons: 16
Coding region: 3099-5966 (955 amino acids)
Biological process (GO): protein phosphorylation; canonical NF-kappaB signal transduction
Molecular function (GO): ATP binding; protein serine/threonine kinase activity
Source: RefSeq, a predicted model, not a curated record